This is a messenger RNA of Geosmithia morbida, 1743 nucleotides long. RefSeq names its product Multicopper oxidase with three cupredoxin domains. The coding region runs from base 1 to 1743 and encodes 580 amino acids. The transcript has 7 exons. The record is from RefSeq and is a predicted model, not a curated record. Gene Ontology annotation, molecular function: copper ion binding; oxidoreductase activity. NCBI's taxonomy places the organism in Eukaryota, Fungi, Ascomycota, Sordariomycetes, Hypocreales, Bionectriaceae.
AUGGCCCAACUAGAAACUGACGAGUCUCGGGGACCUUUCCUGGGUGUCGACGAGAUUGCCGGGCAGGCUGUCCCGCGGUGGAAGGAGAAGAUGGGACAAGGUCGCCGUUCCAAGUCCAGACUGUCACGGCGUGGCGUCUACGUGAUAUCGGCACUGGUGGUUCUCUUGCACCUGUCGGUCUCACUCAUCGUCUUCUCGCAACGGCACCCCUCCUCGACGGGCCGUGGCCGGUCGCCAUCCAGCUCCGCGGAGCCACAGUCGGGGAUCGAAGUGUCCGCGCCUCAGAGGGGGGGUUUUGAGAUUCUGCUCAACCCAAGGAAACACCGGUCCCGUGAGCAGGGAACCCGGAAGUACCGUUGGGUCGUCAGUCAGGCUAUCAUAUCCCCGGACGGUGUUGAGAAGGAGGUCUUUCUCAUCAACGGCAUAUUUCCCGGUCCCACCAUUGAGGCUCGCUCCGGAGAUGUGCUCGAGAUCGAGAUUCGCGGCGAUGGCCUGUACGGAGGCCUCAUCGUCCACAGCCCGGAGAAUGACGAGGCCGUCGUCUACGACUACGAUGAAGAGCUGCUGCUCAUGGUAGGAGACUGGUACCACCGAUCAUAUCAGGACGCUCUCGGCUCAUCCAUGAGCGUACCGAGCACGGGGGAUGAACCGGCCCCUGAUUCUCUCCUCAUCAACGGCCAGGGCCACUUUGAAUGCUCCAUGGCUGUCCCUGCUUCGCCAGCAGACUGCACCGAGGUGUCGAAGCCGUGGCUCAGUCUGGACAAGAAGCACAGCUACAGAGUGAGGGUCAUCAAUGUCGGCUCUCUGGCCGGCAUAUCGUUCUCGGUGCCCGAUUCCGAGAUGCAGGUCAUCCAGGUGGAUGGUGGGCGGCGGGUCGACUCAAACAAAACGUCCAACUCGAUGGGGGUCCUCUAUCCCGGGGAGAGGGUGGACUUUCUGAUGUCAUGGCCGGAAGCUGCCCUGGACAUGGACACGGAGCUCACGGUGCAGCUGGACAGAGAGUACUUUACGCGGCCCAACCUUGCCCCGACGCCCGACCAGUCGUUCGCCUUGACUGUAGAGGCCUCCACACGGAGACCUGCGAGGAGCAGCUCAGAGAUUACACAUUUCAACCUGUCGGGGAUCGUGGGCAUGCCCCUUUCGCGACUGCUGCCGAAGCCCCUCACGACAUUCACCGUCUUCUCUGCCAUCGAGAUCACGUCGCGCAAAGGCAUGGUGCCGAAAGGCUUCAUCAACCAUACCGCAUGGGUACCCCAGUCUCGCCCGCUCAUCACCCUGAACCCAGAAGACUGGAACGAGCAUCAGUUCGUCCCCUGGACGGGGGCCGAGCCCGGGUGGGUCGAGCUGACGAUAAACAACGUGGACGGGACAGGUUAUCCGUUCCACCUGCAUGGUUUUGACUUCUACGUGGUGGGAUCACACCAGGCGAAUGGUGGACGGGACCAUUACGACCCCUUUGAUUCCAAGAAGCCGCGAGGCGGACCAUUCAACCUGGAGAAUCCCGUGUCCAAGGAUACGGUCUAUGUGCCGCCGCAUGGGUACGUGGUGAUCCGGUUCAAGGCCGACAAUGAGGGCAUCUGGUUGCUGCACUGCGACGUCUUGUGGCAACAGGGGAGCAGCAUGGCAAUGGCGUUUCAGGUCAUGGGCAAGGCCGAUGAGGGUGUGACGGGGACAUGGUCUUCGAAUAUAGCCGGAGAUUACUGUGCCUCUAUAGACGGUGACGAUGCAUCGGAGAGUCAAUAG